AUGGCGCUUCUGCGUAUGUUAAGACGGAGUGUGUUGGUGGUGUUGGGCUUGCUCGUCGGUUCGGCCUACAGCAGUUGCCUCGGCGGAGGCUGUGGUGGAGGAUCCUCUGGUGGCAUCAGCCGCUCCUACGGAGGACCAACCAAUAGCUUCGGAGGUUCCGGAGGAGGAGGCGGAUCCUUCGGAGGAGGAUCCUUCGGGGGAGGAUCCUUCGGCGGCGGAUCCUUCGGUGGAGGAACCUUCGGAGGCGGAUCUUUCGGGGGAGGAUCCUCUGGAGGCAGAUCCUUCGGGGGAGUAUCAUUUGGAGGCGGUUCUACAGGUGGCGGUGGAGGAGGAAUAAGUACCAGUUAUGGAGGACCGACCAAUAACUUCGGUGGAGGAAGAGGUGGCGGUGGGUCCUUUGGGGGAGGUGGAUCCUUCGGAGGAGGAUCUUUCGGAGGUGGUGGCGGAUCCUUCGGUGACGGGUCCUCAGGAGGAGUAAGUACAAGUUACAGCGGACCAAGGAAUAGCUUCGGAGGAGGUGGCGGUGGAUCUUCGGAGGGGGCAGAGGGUCCUCCGCCAGAGGAUCCUUCGGAGGAGGCUCUGGCGGAGGCGGUGGAGGAGGAUUUGGUGGAGGAUCCUUUGGAGGAGGAUCCUUUGGCGGCGGAGGUGGCGGUUCUUUCGGAGGUUCAGGCGGCGGUGUGUCUGGCAGUUACUUGCCACCCUCCGGGAAAUAACUGCAUCUACAGGAGAAACAUAUGUUCUAUUAAAUGA
Messenger RNA from Penaeus monodon (black tiger shrimp), 750 nucleotides. RefSeq names its product loricrin-like. Lineage: Eukaryota; Metazoa; Arthropoda; Malacostraca; Decapoda; Penaeidae. The coding region runs from base 1 to 750 and encodes 249 amino acids. The record is from RefSeq and is a predicted model, not a curated record. The transcript has 3 exons.